AUGUCACAGCUUAUUAUCAGCCGCCUACUUAAACCAUCCAUCUCCAGAAAUGUCCUCAGACGCGCAAACGUUCGUCUGUUCUCAUCCACGAGCGCGUCUGACUCGGAUGAUGAUGAAACUACGGGGAACGGGCUUUUCUAUUCCAGAACUCCCUACCCGUUUCUGUUUAUUGACCACAUCCUUAACAAUCCAGACUCUCCGGACGGUCGGGUAAAAAAAUAUUACGACGACGUCGACAAGCUAGGUCGUUCCACGGGAAUCAUCAUCAAUGACAAGACACUCGCGGAAGAGGUAUGUAAUGCGAUGACUGCCGGGUUUUCACGUGAUGGGUUGCAAUUCUGGCGUUACGGAGACAACGGGUUCAGUAUCUCUUACAAGCCCUCUAACCGCAAACUUAAAGACAUGACCGUUUAUCUACCUGACCUACCCACCGGUUCCAAGAUCCAAAGCUUGGCCAUGUCCUCUUUACCUAACCGUGAAAAAGAUUGGGUAGUGGGCGUCACGUUAUCCGGAUCUCGGUUGAGUAUCUGCAGGCCUUUUGGCAGCUGUAAAUGGAUCGACUUCAAAUCCAGGAAUCCGUGUAUGGACCCUCUAUCGUCUCUCAUGUUCUCCAAAAGAUAUAAAAGUUUCUACAUUCCAAGUCCCGGAGGUAACUUCUUGUGCUUUUUGCAAAAACCAUUCGAGGAGCUCGAUUACUGCGACUUGGUAUUUGGCGAUCUUCCGAACUCGGUGUUGCAGGACUCGGCGAAAGUAAGUUCAUGUUCAAGGUCAGACCAUCCUGUGGAGUCACCCACCGGCGACAUUUUCCUCGUCAAGUGGUACAGUGAGGACGUGGAGAGGUACGAGAACAACGAGAGCAAUAUGUCAACACUGACGCGGGAAACAAAAAAGUUCAUGGUGUUUAGACAGGAGGAGACAGAUUCGUGUUAUAUGUAUGAGAAGACUAUGAUCUACACAGAAGACAUUGGAGAUCUUUGCAUUUUUCUUGGACAUAGUGAGGCUUACUGCGUCCCGGCAAGCUCGUCCCCUGGACUCAGGCCUAACUGCAUCUAUUUUGUUGGCCGUAACUUUGGUGUUUACGAUCUCACCACCAAAACUUGCACUACCUUCUACACAGACUUGCCCGCCUACUCUACUUUCCCUAAGCAUCCAUUAAGGAAAACGGAAUUUCCUUACUGGCCUUCUCAAGUUACUCCCUAG
Messenger RNA from Microthlaspi erraticum, 1200 nucleotides. NCBI's taxonomy places the organism in Eukaryota, Viridiplantae, Streptophyta, Magnoliopsida, Brassicales, Brassicaceae. The record is from the annotation of a GenBank genome assembly.